CCCGGAAGAGGGAGGAGCGUCGCUUGUCUAGAGCUGGUGCCUGGGGCGGAGGCGGAGGCGGAGGCGGAGGCGGAGGCGCUUUGAAAGAAGCUUAAGUGAAAAUGGUACAUGUUAGAAGACAUGAAACAAGGAAAAAUUCUAAAAGUCACGUGCCUGAGCAGAAAUCUCGAGUUGAUUGGAGGCGAACUAAAAGAAGUAGUAUCUCACAAUUAUGUGAUAGCGAUGAAGAGCUUGAUAAUGAUGAAGAAUUUGAUAGUGAUGAAGAGCUUGAUAGCGAUGAAAGUGUUGAUAAUUACGAAAGUUUUGAUAGUGAUGAAGACCUUGAUAGUAACAAAGGACUUGAUUGUAAUAAAACACCAGGAAGUGAAACAGAGCUUAAAUUAAGUAAAGUUGAAAGUGAAGAAAACGACAGUAAGAAUGUCAUUAACACUGGCAACAGUUCAACCUAUGUAGAAGAAAUGAACAAAACCAAACAUAUGAAUAUUGACUUACAAGAUCAGGAAAAACAUCUAAGUCAAGAGGAUAAUGUUCUCAACAAACAAACUGGACAAAUAAUAGAGGAUGAUUUAGAAGAAGAACACAUCAAGCGAGGUAAAAGAAAAAGGCUAUCCUCUGUGAUGUAUGACAGUGAUGAGAGUGAUGACAGUGAUAUCCUAAUUAGAAAAGCAGGUGUUAAACGUCCACGUAGAGUGGUUGAAGAUGAAGGUUCUUCAGUGGAAAUGGAGCAGAAAAGUCCUGAAAAAACAUUAGCUGCACGAAAGCGAGAACAACUUCAGAAGCUGAAAGAACUCUCAAAACAAAGAUCUCGUCAGAGACGCAAUAGUGGUAAAGAUUUUGAGGACUCUGAAAAGGAAUCCUGCCCAAGCAGUGAUGAAGAUGAUGAGGAGGAAGAAGAUGAUUGUGAAUCUGAUGAAGAUGGAGAUGAUUAUAUUAUCGAUGACUUUGUAGUGCAAGAUGAGGAGGGAGAUGAAGAGAAUAAAAACCAACAAGGAGAAAAAUUGACUACAUCACAACUGAAAUUAGUAAAACAGAAUUCUCUUUAUUCUUUUAGUGACCACUAUACUCAUUUUGAAAGAGUUGUGAAGGCUCUUCUGAUCAAUGCUUUAGAUAAAUCUUUCCUGGGAACAUUGUAUGAUGGCAAGAGGCAAAAAUCAUAUGCAAAAGAUAUGCUCACAUCUCUUCAUUAUUUGGAUAACCGCUUUGUUCAACCUCGUCUAGAGAGUUUGGUAUCUAGAAGUCGUUGGAAAGAACAAUAUAAGGAGCGGGUAGAAAAUUAUUCUAAUGUAAGCAUUCAUUUGAAGAAUCCUGAAAACUGUUCCUGCCAGGCUUGUGGACUGCAUCGCCACUGUAGAUAUUCAGUGCAAUUAUCAGGAAAGUUAUAUAACACCAGGACCAUGGAAAUAGAUGAUUUCAUGUCACAUGAUAAACAGGUGUUCACUGUUGGCAGAAUUUGUGCUGACCGUACCAGAAUUUAUCAUAAACUGAAACAUUUUAAAUUCAAACUGUACCAGGAAUGUUGCUCCAUUGCAAAGACAGAAGAAGUUGAAGAUGAACAGGUUAAAGAAACAGUGGAAAGAAUUUUCAGUCAAUCAAAAGAAAGUGGCUGGAUUAAGGAGAACAGUUCUUGUGACCUGAGAGUGAAGAAGCACCUGGUGCCAGUCUGAGGAAAGGAUCUCGGCUGCCAGUUCUAAUACCACCCACAUCCUCUUCUUGAGGACAUGGGACUGAGCAGUGAGCACUAUAACUGAAGAUCGAGGGGAAUGCAGAGGUUUCAGGCCACGGCACUGAUUUUGACUCCCCCAUAUCCUAUUGAUCAUUAAAUUUGAUAUCAGGAGUAAAGUGGGGGCUUUGAAGAGUGCACUGGAUUCCCGAAGAUCUGCUGGCAGCUUAUAAGCUCUGGUCUGCUCACAGAGCUUUUAGAAUUGUUUAUGGUAUAUGGAAAUAAUGCUAAUAUGACUGCAGUCUUCUAAAACCAGUCUAGUUACAUGAAUGUAUAAGAGAGAACAAAUCGUAGACUUUCAGGCAACUCAUAUCAACAUUUAAUCUUCAAAAGAAAAAAAAGCCUGACCUGAGAUCCAUUGCCUGGGUUAUAUCAUAGGGACAUUUGUAAAAAAGGAAUAUAAAAAAUAAGGCAAGAAAGCUUAGAAAACAAACUUAUUGGCAGAGGGAAAGAAAAGAGAAUAGGAAAGUUUUUAGGACAUGUCAUGUUUAGUGGAGGUCUCCCAGUCUAGAGAAUGACAUCAUUAUUGAUUUCCCUUUGACAAUUAUCCUACCACCACAAACCACCACCCAGUGAUCUUGCCUGCCUCCCACAUCUUGAUCCUUACGUCCUUUCUCUCAUUUUAUUCUCUUCAGCUUUUUGCCUUUUACUUUGCUUCUACUUCUCCUACUCCAAAUGCUUCUCCCCACUUACCCAUACUCGUUCAUUUGCCUUAGGAGAGAGCCAUCACUUAUGCAGUAACUUCCCGUCUUCAUUUUCCUAGACAACAUUAAAUUCUUAAGUGCUUUUAUUGAUGCCUUUAAGUGUUGCCAACUCUCUAGUAGAAUUGCAAAACCUAUUGGGGUAGCACAGUUAUAAAGAAUUGGAUACUAUGUAUAGAAAAAUCACUGUGCAUAUACUGUAUAUGUUAUAUAAUAGUAUCAUAUAUGGGGAAGAACACUGAACUUCUUGCAGAAAAAAAGCAUUUUCAAAUCACAUGUCCCAGAGAAAGCUUAACAAGUUUUAGGACACCAGAAGGGACCUGGAAUUUUUAAAAAAACAUAUUCUUUUUUUCAUAAUAUAACACUUGGCUCUCAGGAAAAGAAAGGAGCUUAGCCUUUCUUUUCAAGAAAGCUCAGUGUCACAUUAUGCAUAAAGAAUAACGUUUAGCAUUAGGUAGGCAUUGAAGGUAUUUCAAGAUUGUGCAUAUCUAGGACAAUAUGCACAUUUUUUCCACAUAAAAAUACCAAAGAUCUUCUUUUUUUUUUUUUGAGAUUCCUCCAUUUAAAAAAUUUGUAGGUUUUCUCAAAAGAUUUCCUAGAAACCACAGAAGUUUAUAGCCAAUAUAAACCCAUUUGCAGCUUUUUGUGCUAUGAUGAAAUUUCAAAAUUUGUCAAGUGCUCUGAUGUUUCUCAUCCCCACUCUGUCUAUCCCUCUCACUGUGUGCCUUUGGGUGAUAGCACUGCAUGUGUUUUGUGAUGCGUGCCGCCUUUGGCUACAGUCUGGUAAAGUUACCCUAACCUUUUAGAAUGCCUGGGGCUCAGGGUUACCUGAAUGCCAUCUCCAUAGCAUUUUCUGCUCGUAUUUCCAAAUUAUGCCAACCCCUUUUUUUGCCUUAGACAUACUACUUGCUUCUGUCUUUGUGCCUCUGGCUUGUAUUCUACACCUUACUUUUUCCCUUGCCUGCUUCUUCAGCCAUUUUACUUUCAUUUCCUCAGGAUGUCUCAGUCAGCAUGUCUUCCCAAAGACAUGCCAACUAGACUGACUUCAUUCUUCUUGUUCUUCCUUCUAAAGGUUGAACUAGGGUGAUCCAUUUUUAAUGUAAUAAUACUAAAGGGGUGUAGGAGCAACUUGAGUAUAAGAAAAGAACAAAUAAUAGGAAAAUUUUAAUAAAACCAAAAUACAUAAUAAACAUAAUGCAUAUCUUAUUCUGAAGAAGAGUUCAAUAACAUACUCUAAUAUGACACCGGCAAAAUUCUAAUGAAUACUGGUUCAUUAAGAAGAAAGUGUAUAUGAUGAUGGGACCUCCUGAGAAGUUGAAGAUAGGAUUAUUGGGAUUGGCUGGUGGAUGCGUGAACACCAGGUAGUAAAGAAAGCAUGUCAAUAGAAGUAUCAAGUGCCAGUUUGUUCUGUAAAUACUGUAUGUAAAACUGUUACAAAUGGCAGUUGUAUGUAAAUUUUAAAUGUAUUGAAGAAUAGUUAUAUGAAUAAUAAUUUAAAAUUAUAAUUAGAUAUCCC
Molecule: messenger RNA, 3937 nt
Organism: Cebus imitator (Panamanian white-faced capuchin)
Lineage: Eukaryota; Metazoa; Chordata; Mammalia; Primates; Cebidae
Gene: CCDC82
Product: coiled-coil domain containing 82
Exons: 8
Coding region: 102-1664 (520 amino acids)
Cellular component (GO): nucleus
Source: RefSeq, a predicted model, not a curated record